This is a messenger RNA of Tripterygium wilfordii, 6171 nucleotides long. RefSeq lists its product as uncharacterized. The record is from RefSeq and is a predicted model, not a curated record. Bases 284 to 4510 code for a protein of 1408 amino acids. Lineage: Eukaryota; Viridiplantae; Streptophyta; Magnoliopsida; Celastrales; Celastraceae. The transcript has 4 exons.
CCUGGCAAACCCUAAGCAGAUCAAAAUUAAAUUGACGGAACACACCUUUAAUUGAAUUCUCUCUAUAUAUAUCCCUGUAAAUAACUUCCUUUCUUUCUACACCAUAUUUUCUUCCUUCAAGUCGCAGUCUCUCUUCCUUUCUACAAUUCUGCUCUCUCAUCAGGAUCUACUUGAAGCGUUGUGGGAUUUGAAAGUGAGUUCAGUAGUAUUUUCCAGGGAUUGAUGUUGGAAUAUAUCUAGUAAGGUAGCAAGAAGAACAUAUCGUGUGCAAAAUUUUGGACUCAUGCCUGUAUCAGGAAAUGAAGAGACCGGGGUCAAACCCGUCUCCUGGAAGUCUAGUGAUUAUAUUGCAGAUAUUCCUAUCAAGAAAAGGAGGUUUCCUCUAAUGCAGCCUCCUCCUCCUCCACCGGAAGAAUCAUCUUCAUCUUCAUCUCCACUAGAAACUGAUUCUAAUCAAAAUGGACAAUCGAGAAUAUGUGAGGGGACUUCUGUUUCAAAUGUUAGUGUUCCUGCAAGUAGAGCUGGCUUAUCUGAUGAGAAAGAGGGGAAGUCUGAUAUGGAAGUGACACACACCAAUGUUGGCCUUGCUGCAGCUUCAUCUGAUAUGUCUGGUGGGAACAAGAAUUCAGUAUUCGAGGAGGAAAAACAAAACAUUGAUGAUGAAAAUGGUAAAACAUUUGAUACGGAUAUCAAGGAGAAGGUUGUGCCUGCUGACAAAGCUGAUAAUAUCAUGAGUAUUGCAGAGAAAACUGAGCUGAAAUUAGAACCUAAUGAAGCUCUUGCUGUAAAUGUUGGGAAAGAGACACAUGACCAGCAUACGGGGAAAGGGAAGAGUAUAUCAGAAAGAUCUCUGAUAUUUGGGAAUGCAGAAUUGUCAUUAGGUUUAAAUAAUGAUAAUCCUUCUAGUGUGGUGGGUCAGAGUGAAGAAGGAAGUCAGAGUACUCCAGAGGACUUGGAACCUAUUUCAUUGAAUCUGUUUUUAAGCAAAGGGGAAAGCAGUAAAGGUGAUUCCAUUCAGUCAUAUAGGAAAGGCCCUAAUUUGCAUGCUAAUAGAUCAAAUUGGGAUUUGAACACUACUAUGGAUUCGUGGGGAAACUCUGUGGGUGGUGCAGCCAAAGGUCAACUAACUUCUGAUAUAUUGAGUACAGGUGACGGGGGUCUUGUUAAAAAGCCUUUUAUAUGCUCACCCAUGGUUGUUCCUGGUGAUGCAACUGAAAAGAAGAUCCUCGUAGAUAGUGAACACAGAUCUAGCUUUGCUAAAUCCUCAACAUUGUCUGGCGACUCUGGCCAGAAGUAUUUUCCGGAAGAUUCUCUUAACUUACGUCUAAGUCCAUCUUGUAUACCUUUUAAUUUGAGUCGAGAACCUUCGUGUUCAUCUGUAGAAGUUGAUUCUGGCAGGGUUCUUCCUAACAUUAGCAUGCUUAGAGGUUUGUCAGUUAGCAAUCUGAACAUGAUUAAUAGAAGUUGUGUUAAAACAGAACCAUCUGAAGAUAGUAUCAAACAUGGUCUUGCAGGAGCAAAAACUUAUCUUAUGGAGGUUAAGUCUGAAUUGAAUGAGAAGGUCAGUCCAGAAGUGCUCAAGUCGUCAAAUAGUUGCACCCUUAAACUGGUUGAUCCAAGGUCAAUAAAAUCUGAGCCAUUUCUUAAUGCAGAAACAAUGGAGACAUUGAAGCAACCACUUGACCACUCUAACAAAGUGGUGCUACAAGCUCAGGAAGUGGGAAAACCUGCUUGCUCGACAAGUUUUUCAAUCAGAUGUGGAAAAUCAGAUGUUUUAGAACAUUCCGUGCAGGAUAAAGGUGCAGAGGUUAGUGAGGAGGUACCUAAGAAAGCCUGUGAAGGACAUGAGCAAGUUGCUUCAGAAAUUAUUUCAGGACCUGCUGGUUCCAUUGGCAAUGAACAAAAUGUUGUUACUACAGCAGACAAGACAUUGAAGCGACCACUGGACCACUCUAAUAAAAUAGUGCUACAAGCUCAGGAUGUGGAAAAAAAACCUGCUUGCUCGACCAAUUUUUCAAUCAGAUGUGGCAAAUCAGAUGUUUUAGAUCAUUCCAUGCAGGACAAAGGUGCAGAGGUUGGUGAGGUGUUACCCAAGAAAGCCUAUGAAGGACAUGCGCAAGUUGCUUCAGAAAUUAUUUCAGGACCUGCUGGUCCCACUGGCAAUGAACAAAAUGUUAUUACUACAGCAGACACUGAAAUGACUACAGCUAAAAAUGUUGAUAACCCUGAGCAGUUCAGAUUACAAUUAACAGAUGAAUUCUGCCAAGAAUUUUGUGCUAAUGGUGGGGGUUGUGUGAGUGACGAGGAAAAGAUUAAUAUCCCUGGAGACAUGUUGGAAGAAGAUUCUUAUGGUUCUGACUGUGAGUCUGAUGGCAAUCAUGAUUUAAAUGUGUCUUUGAUUACAGAGCAAAAUCACGAAGAAGAGGACUAUGAAGAUGGUGAGGUUCGAGAACAGCUAGUGGACGCUGCCAAAGAAGGUCCUACAUAUGAGAAAACAGAAGAAAAAUUUAUUGCAACUAAUUUGAAUGAUAAAAUAACUAACUAUGCAGGACUUCCUGGAUAUGGUGAUCCUUGUUCUUCCCAUUUUGGCAACAAUGACGCUAAAAUUGAAGAUGCUGGUGAAACAAAUGAUGAUACUUUUGUAGAUCGUGUUGACACAGCUCACGAUGGGAGUACUGAUAAAGCUGCUGAUCAGGAUGGUUGUUUACAAGAAUUCUCGACAAUUGGGGUGCCAACCACUGAGCAUGAGAGGAAGACGCCAGUCCAGGCAGUUCAGAAAGAAUUACUUGAUAUUUCAGAAGGGAGAGUUGCUGAAGAGAUUCAGGAACCAAAAAAACAAUCUGAUCAAGGCAUUGAUGGAAGCCAAGGGACUUUGGAUACUGUUCCUCAGGCUUCAGAUGACAAUAUUGAGAAAAGCAUUAUGGUAGAGAACACUGAAACGGCAUUGUGCAAAAGGGAAUCAUCUUUAGAUGGUGAUAAUGCAGGUAAGGGUAUUGAUGGCGGAGGUAAUCGAAGCCGGAUCAUCAACCUGGCUCGCUCGUCUAAUGUGUCCCCUCCUGGUAAUUCAAGAUAUAUGCCAGGCAAGCUUUUAUCCACGCAACCUGGAAGGGAAAGAUUGACUGAUAUAGCACUUGAGCGGGAUAAUAUACAUCCUCAAGGGAGAGAUGAAAGUUGCAACAUUUCGUCCCUCAAAUUCACGAGGGAGAGGCAUCAAGAUCAGCUAUCCAGGAACUCUAGAUUUAAUUAUGGCCGCGGUAGAGGGUGGGUUUCCAGUCGUGGUAGAGGGAGGGUUUCUGGUCGUGGAGACUCUCUAAAUGAUGAUUGGGAAACUGAACGUGAUUUUGACCCAGGGUAUUAUAAUGGUCCAACAGAGUUUCAUUUACCCAGACAUAAAUAUGCAUCUGGCAUGGCUGAAGCUGAAAUUGGGUGUGAUAAUUAUAAAGGGAGGAAACUACUCAAUGAUGAGUCACCAACUUUUCGCCGUGGACUGUCGAUUAGGCGGCCUCCUGGAGGUAGAAAUGGGCCUGCACGUAGCCUUCAGAUGAUCCAUAGAGUUCCACGAAACAUCAGCCCAAGUCGAUGUAUGGGUGAUGAUGGUUCAGAAGUGGUUGGGUUACGGAAUGGUGAGAAGUUUGUGAGGGGUUUUCCUGAUGAUGGUACAGACCAUGAACUUGCCCGUACCCAACAGCCAUAUGAUGGAGAUGGCAAUUUUUUCAGAGGGAAUAGGAACUUUUCAUCUGCACAUAGAAGAGGGGGUUUCUCCCGAAUUCGUUCAAAAUCUCCCAUCAGAUCUCGCUCACCUGGUUCAUGGUCAUCCCCAAGGAGGAGAUCUCCUGAUGGGUUUGGUGGACGACCAGACUUGCCUCAUCGAAGAUCAGGGGAAAUUUACAGGAUGGGUAGGAUGAGAUCACCUGAUCCUCCUUGUUACCCUGGAGAAAUGUUGAUGCGAAGGCAUGGUUCCCCUCUGUACACUUCUCGUCCAUCUAAUUAUUUGAGGGAAGUGGAUUCUAGGCGUGAUCAUGGUCAACCUAGAUCUGUCAUCCCUAGUAGGAGCACAGCUGGCCGUGUCGUACUCAGAAACAAUCGGAGGUUUGAUAUUGCAGACCCUCGCGAAAGGAAUGAUGGCGAUGAAUUCUUUGCGGGCCCUAUGCAUUCUUCUCGAUUUUCUGAGCUUAGUGGUGAAGCUAGUAGUGAAGAGAGAAGACGAUUUAUUGAGCGACAAGGACCUGUUCGUUCUUUCAGGCCCCCCUAUGAUGGUACUGAUGGUGGAAGUUUCCAUCUCAACACAGAGGAUGGCCCUAGGCCUUUUAGGCUCUGUCCAGAAGAUGAUCCUGAUUUUCACGAGAGAGGCAAUAGAGAAUUUGACAGAAGGAUUACGGUUCGUCCAGGUAAUGUGUCUAGAAGAACAAGAGGCAUUGAAGAUGAGGAAGGAAACUACAGGCAUGGGGGGCAGGUAAUGUAUGAUAAUGGGUUUGAUGAUAUGUCACGGGUGAAGAGAAAAAGAUUUUGAAUUGGUCUAUCUGCAUAUGCCUUAGGCCAGAAGGCAGAAUUUGAUAAUUCAGUUGAGAUGUGGAGCUAACUGGCAGAAGUAGUUUUUUGUAUUCUAUAAGCUAAUGGAAAUUUCAUCUGGGGGAAGGACAUAGCUAGUUGCUGUACAGUUUAGCAGUUCUCAGUCAACUUUGUGGUGAGAAAUAUUAUAUACUAAUUGGACUUGCAACACUAGCUUGGAGCUCGUCCCUUGCAUGAUAUUAUGAGGUUUGUUGCUGCUUCUGAAGUAUGUUUGAGCAAAGUUUUGUUCUCUUGGAUUUUGGUGGUAGAUUGUGUAUGUCAAGUCCCAUUUCGGUGCACUGUUUCUCCUUGAGUUUAGAAACUACUUUUUAUGCUAUAUACUAAUUGCAGUAAUUGACAUUCCUGAGCAGGUUUGCUGAAAGAAACUAGCUGAAGUUUGAACCCGUAUUAUUAAGGGAGCAUAAAUGGAGACGCAUCUCUGCUGAGCUUCUUCGUGUACCAGUUUUUUUCUUUUACAAAUUAUGAAUCCUUCAACUUCCCAUUGAGGUUAGCUUGUAUUUCUCCCUAGACUUGAGAAGAUAAUGGAAACAGUUUCUGGAUCAGCUGAAGUCUCUAUAAAGAAUAGACUGAGAUAAAGAACUUUGCAGUUCUCGGAAUCAUCCAUUGCACCUCUUAUGGUGAUAUCGGAAAUCCAUUGCCCCUUCUUAGGAUGACAUGGGAUGAACUGAGAGAUAAUUUGAGUUUUCAUGUUCUAUCGUGCAGCAAACAUGCUUCUAGGUCAAGUUCAACUAAUUCUGGGUUGGCAAUCGAGGUUUUCUAGUGCUUUGGUCGUUGGUGAUUGUGCGAUAACAUGAAUUAUGAGCUUCAAGUAGAACACUGAAGUCUCACUAGUAGACUGUCCAAUGUUUACUUAAAAUGUUUUGGGAGGAUAGACCUAAGCUGGUCAUUUCACUACAAAGCAUACAGAGAUAUGAUUAGCCGUGGUUGCUUCGGCAUUUUCGGUAGUUUAUUUGUGCUAACAAGUUCGUUUGUAGUUUCUCCAUUUUCUGGAACUUGUUUACUCCCACAUUUGGCUGCUCUUGUCCCUUUUGCAAAUGCUGGUAGUUCUGUACUUAAUAGGUAUUACUUCUGUUAAGGUGGAACUAGGGUGACAGGAGCAGGAGGCCGUGGAAUGAUCCAAAAGAAGGUAGUCAAAAAAUUUUUUGGCCGUUUUAUUCGAUUCCCCUUUAGCCAAAUCAGACUAGUUCUCUCUGUGAAUUUUUGGAGACCUGCUGAAUUGGUUGGUGACAGGAACAAGAGGCCAUGGAGUGAUCCAAAGGAAGGUAGUCAAAAAAAUUUUUCCAGCCGUUUUAUUCUGGUUUCGAUUCACCUUUUAGCCAAAUCAGACUAUUUCUCUCUGUGAAUUGUUGGAGACCUGCUGCAUUGGUUGGUGGCUCUCUGUACACCAUUGGCAUGUUAUAAUUUCUUGGAUUGUGAUUCGACUGAUCGGCAGCUUGAUAAGGGUGGUGGUCGGGGUGGCGUAUGAUUAGUAGCUCUUAUAUGGUAAAGAUGAUAUGCAGCUAUCAAAGCAUAGAAAAUGCACAUGAAUACCAUAUCUACUAGGUGUUGAGACAUUGAGACAGGUGUUGGAUUAAUCGUAUUAAGUAGCACAUGUCGGAUUAA